Protopolystoma xenopodis is the source of this 582-nucleotide messenger RNA. NCBI's taxonomy places the organism in Eukaryota, Metazoa, Platyhelminthes, Monogenea, Polystomatidea, Polystomatidae. The record is from the annotation of a GenBank genome assembly.
AUGGAACCUGAUGUACCUCAUAUCUCGUUCACGUCUGUUUUAAAUACUAAUCCUGAUGAAGAAAAUUGGGAUGAUUCUGUAUGUUCAAUCAAGCCUGAUGAACACUCUGGAGAUAUUGCUGAGGCUUUGGCUAGGGGUGCUACUCAUCGCACUGGGGCAGAUGAGAAUUCUGCUUUAACAACUUCCACUAUUGAUGACCACCUGGGCAUUACUCCUUGCAAAGACCCAUUUAUUUCUCGUUCGGCACGCUUAUCUCAAUCCGAUUCUGAAGAUGAUUCAAUUUUAGAAGACGUUUGGAAGCAAAAGGAUCUCCACAUAAUUAGUGCAUUGACACUUCGAAGAUUAGAAAGACAGUUUGAAUGCAGGCUCAACUUGGAUCUCAGGCGUCUUCUGGUUGGCGAUGACAGAUUGCUAUCAGGAGCUAUUAAUUUUGUACAAAAUUCUCUUGGGCCGACUUUGGGUGCAGUCUUCUGUAUCCCUUUACCAAACAGCUUGCGUGAGGCAAUUGCUCAAGUAAUUAGCCAUGGAGUUAAAUCCCGAGUAAAUGAUUUUCUUGCUCCAUUUUUUUGUAAUCCUUUAUAA